Drosophila innubila is the source of this 1846-nucleotide messenger RNA. RefSeq names its product arrestin domain-containing protein 3. Bases 153 to 1610 code for a protein of 485 amino acids. Gene Ontology annotation, cellular component: cytoplasm. The record is from RefSeq and is a predicted model, not a curated record. Gene Ontology annotation, biological process: protein transport. The transcript is spliced from 4 exons. Lineage: Eukaryota; Metazoa; Arthropoda; Insecta; Diptera; Drosophilidae.
CGUCUGGCUGUGCCAAAGUUCAGUUCGCUUUGAAAUUUUGUUGCGUUUUUUCUUUUUGUCCUAAUCUUGUGACUUUGCUGUGAUGUGAUGUGUUGUGAUGUGAUGUGAACUGUCACUGAUAAUAAUUAUCAACAUCUUCAAUUCUCUCAACCAUGCCCACCACCUGUGUUUUCCAACUGGAUCGCCUUAAUCCCGUCUACAACAGCGGCGAAUACAUCAGCGGAAGGAUUUUGCUGCGCACGGAUAAAGUGAAGCGUGUGAAUGCUGUCUACGUUACGCUCGAGGGCGAGGCCAAGGUGCAGUGGUCCAUGAGCGGCAAAAGCGAGACCUCCAACUAUUCGGGACAUCAGCAAUAUCUACACAGCCGUACCAAUGUCUUUGACAACUCUCUCUUUCGUGCGGGUGUCCAUGUUUACGUGCUGACCCUGCGCAUUCCCCCCGACUGCCCCAGCACCUGUAAGGGUCCUUAUGGCUAUAUUGCCUACAAUAUCUCGCUGACCAUUGACAAGCCCUGGGGCUUCGAUGAGAUCUUUCGCAAGCCCAUCAAUGUCGUUCAAACACUGGAUCUCAAUUACAAUCCGGAGUUUGCGCUACCGGUUAAGGACGAGAAUAUCAAAUAUCUUUGCCAUUGGCCGUGUAUCUCCGGUCCGAUCAGCUCAAGUUUGGCAUUGCCAGCCUCAGGAUUUACACCAUUGCAGGAUGUGCCUUUCUGUGUUGAGAUUGACAACCAAUCGCCGCACUAUGACAUCAUUGGACUCGAGGUGUCAAUAAAGCAGCAUUUUGUGUUUCUCUCUCGCAAACCGGUUAAACGGAAUUUCUAUACCAAGACGCUGUGCAAAGAGCUGAUUACGGAUCGUACCUUAAGGCUAUCGAAGCGAGUCUAUGAGUCGAGCAUUUGUGUGCCCAUGGAUACGCCACGUUCCACUCUCAAUCCCAAUUAUAUUGUGUUUCUCCACUAUACGCUACAGGUGAAGCUGAAAACGGGCUGCUUUCACUAUGAUACGGAUCUGUCUGCUCCAAUUGUCAUAGGAACGACGCCCCUACAACAUUUGAGGGCCGCCAUUCUCAGCCAGCAACCCGUGCGACGAACUCCCACGCCGGAAAGACAGCGACUGAUUGAGCGAGUGCAGCCACGACCGGCAACGGUAACCGAGGAGCCGACACAGGAGACGGAAACGGCAGUGGAUGAAAUGCAUCAAGUGCUGGAGGAUGAUGAGCCACCCUCGUAUGAUAGUUGUCUGCCGCCUUCCUUUAGCUUUGCCACCUUGGGUGGCAGUCAACAGACGCUGGAGAGUCAGCCUUCUGGUCACCAGCGCAUCCACUUGCCCAAGUUUCCUGGCUUUAGCACAUUUAUUGGCACUGCGCCAGCUCAUGGCUUGGGAUUGGAGGACUCCGGUCUGGAUAUGCGUCAAUAUCGUUCCUAUGGCUCACUGGACACGGAUCACACUGGUCGCAGUCUAGACACUUUUGGAUCCCUCUGUGGUCCCUUGUCCGAGCAGGGCGAAGCUGAAGAGGAGCCUGAGGAUGGGGAACAGCUCAGGGUGCUGGAUGUUGCGGCUCAGGUGCAUGAUGUGGCGCCACUUCAGCCCCAGGAUGAGCAUCAAUUCUAAAUGAAAGUGUCUUAUAAUAAUCGAUGGUGGUAAUAUACGUAAGCAUCUACAAAUUUAAGUGUUCAGAGCUAAGGAUUCAAACUAUUUUUAGAAGGCAUCAUUAUCCGUCUUAUUGAAAGCGCUAACAGCUCAUAUUUAUACUUUACUGCCAUCCAAAAUUAAUUGAAUCGAACUUAUUAUGUGCCAAACUAAUUAUUUGUAACUUACUUUCCAUGGCUUUUUACAUGCACGAGUAC